This is a messenger RNA of Mus musculus (house mouse), 3446 nucleotides long. RefSeq names its product ubiquitin specific protease 51 (gene Usp51). Gene Ontology annotation, biological process: regulation of double-strand break repair via nonhomologous end joining; DNA damage response; protein deubiquitination. Gene Ontology annotation, cellular component: chromosome. Lineage: Eukaryota; Metazoa; Chordata; Mammalia; Rodentia; Muridae. The transcript is spliced from 3 exons. Gene Ontology annotation, molecular function: chromatin binding; histone H2A deubiquitinase activity; histone binding. Bases 232 to 1479 code for a protein of 415 amino acids. The record is from RefSeq and is a predicted model, not a curated record.
CCCCCUUGUGACCAGCCCCGAAGAGAGGUCAUAGAGAAGACUGGCAGAGGAGCGCCUGGACAGCAGCAGCAGCUGACUUUCUAGAUGAAGCGCGCCUUGGGGCCCCAGGCUUGGGAGUGAGCCGAUGGCCCACGUUCGAGAAGCGUCCCGGUCCUCCCGCUCUGUCGCCUGUUGGAGUUCGGGAGGUGGUCGAGGAGCCUGUCUGGAGCAGGCAGCUGAGAGUGCAUCGAGAUGCGGGGUACACAGGGAGCCCAGGAGAUGAAGCCGGAGCUGUGGCCGGAGCCCAAGCCCACGUCGGAGAACUUAACAAGAGAUGCAUCUUAUCAGCAGUUGAUGGCAUCUGAGGUGGAAGAAAACCAAUUAACCUGCGAGUCAAAAGAUCAGGAGACCAGUUUGGUAAAACCCAAGAAAAAGAGGAGGAAAAAGACAAUGUAUUAUACUGUAGGCUUCAGAGGAUUAAUUAAUCUUGGUAAUACUUGCUUUAUGAAUUGUAUUGUCCAAGUACUUACUCACAUUCCGCUACUGAAAGAGUUCUUCCUUUCAAAUAAGCACAAAUGUAUGAUGACAAGCCCCAGCUUGUGUUUAGUCUGCGAGAUGUCUUUACUUUUUCAAGCUAUGUACUCGGGGAACCAAAGUCCUCAUAUUCCCUAUAAAUUACUACACCUGAUAUGGAUCCAUGCAGAGCAUCUAGCAGGCUACAGACAACAGGAUGCUCAGGAGUUUCUUAUUGCCAUAUUGGAUGUGUUGCAUAGACACAGCAGAGAUGAUGGUAUCGACCAGGAAGGUAACUCCAACUGCUGUAAUUGCAUCAUAGAUCACAUCUUUACAGGUAGUCUGCAGUCAGAUUUAACAUGUCAAGUUUGUCAUGGUGUCUCUACUACCAUAGACCCAUGCUGGGACAUUAGCUUGGAUUUGCCUGGGCCUUAUACUCCAGGGAGGGCUAGUAGUAGCACAUCGAGUAGGGAUGGCCAGAAGCCACGAGUCAUCUCACUUACAGAUUGCCUGAAGUGGUUUACAAGGCCCGAAGACCUGGGUAGCAGUGCCAAAAUCAAAUGCAGUCAAUGCCAAAGCUACCAGGAAUCUACCAAACAGCUCACAAUGAAGAAAUUACCGAUUGUGGCCUGCUUUCACCUGAAAAGAUUUGAACAUUUAGGCAAACAGAGACGAAAGAUUAAUAGUUUUAUCUCGUUUCCUUUGGAGCUGGACAUGACCCCGUUCUUGGCUUCUACUAAAGAAAGCAUAAUGAAAGGCCAGCCAUUAACAGAGUGUGUACCCAGUGAGAAUAAGUAUUCUUUGUUUGCAGUAAUUAACCACCAUGGAACUUUGGAAAGUGGCCAUUACACCAGUUUUGUCCGACAGGAAAAAGACCAGUGGUUCAGCUGUGAUGAUGCUGUAGUCACCAAGGCUACAAUGGAAGAAUUACUCAAUAGUGAAGGGUAUCUACUGUUCUAUCAUAGGCAAGAUAUAGAGAAAGAAUAAUCUCAUCCAGAAUGAUUUCCAGACCAAAAAAAAUUUAAAAAGUGAAAAAGAAGAGAAAACAAAAAAGAAAAAGACAAAGAGACAACACAAGCCUACCAGGAUGGACAAUUGUAAUGCCAUUACAACAACAAGCACCUCUUAAAAGAAACACAAAAAUCUACCUGGAGUGGACAAUGACCAUAUAUGACAAGUGGCACUUUGGCAUAAAGGAACUAUUUUACCCUGUCCCAUAAGUCUAUGGGAGGAAGACAUUGAAUUUUCAAUCGGUGACCAUUAGCCUUAAGAACUGGGGGGGGGGGGGGGGUUCAGAGGGAGGAGAGGUUGAAAAGGUCACAUAAAGCAAAUUAAAUGAAGUCUCAACAUGUAGGAGGAUCUUCUCAAAUUACAUUUUAUUUCUUUAAAGAUAUUGUGUUAAGUGGGGGGGUAUAUUUUAAGAAUGGGGUUUUUCAUUGAUUGUAGUUAUAGUUUUGAGUGUACAGAGUAGUCUGGAGAAAACCAAAUAUUUUAAACAAAAAACUUUAAAGCUUUAAAAGAAAACAAUUAAGAAACACUUUUGAAGGUUUUAAGAGAACAUUUUAAAUGUUAAAAAUUUAAGUUAAGUAUUUUAGAAGAAAUAUUUUUAAAUGUUUUUAAUUUAAAAUUAUUCCAAAUUGUUAGUAUGUAAAAAUAGAGUAUGGAAAUAGAGUAUUCUAAAAAUUUUCUAAAAUUUUGCAAGUUAAGAUGAAACAUGAACAUUUCUAAGGUGGUUAGUGAAAAAAAAACCACUAACUUAAAAUCAGUAAGGGAAAAUUUUAGAAAGUGAAAACAUUUGGAUUCUAAAUAUUUAAAGCAUAAAAUAUAUGCAUUGGAAAGACCAAAAUUUACAAAAAUUAUACCUAUAAUAAUAUAAAAAGUAAAAUUUCAAGGUAUAUAGAACAAAAUGAAAUUUUAAGUUAAAUUCAGGAAAGGAGAUUUAAAAGAAGAAAGUUUAGAACUAUUCAAGGGAACAGGUAAUUAGUUUUAAAGAUUUCAAUUUUUUAGAUAUUAAGAGAGAACCUUCUGUAAAUUCAACUGCAGAGAUUUCAGUAUAAAAACCAACUUUUAAGUUUAAAAAGAAUAUUCUCAUACAAACUGACACCUGAAAAAAACAUGUAAAUAAGAUCAUAUUUGGAAGGUGAAAGUUUUAUUUUGUACUUUAGCACAUUGAAAUAUAGAUGGAUAUAAAAGAGAUAAAUGAUAGAGCGAGAAGACAAAAUGGUUUGUGAACAUAUGUAUUUUUUUAAUCUUAUGUCAAUGCAGAUAACUAUAUCGGAAAAAGGUAAUGCCAUCAAGAUUUUUCCCAUUUAGAACUCAUUAUUAGAACAUCUUUAGCUUCUGAAAGAAGGCUUUUAAUAAUUUUGUGGCUUAGAGAAAUUAGAUCAUAACUGUGAAGCUUUGGCUUUUGGUGUUUUAGCCCCAUGGUCUGGCUGAAAAAGUGGCAGGGACCCUUAACUGAGGAAACUCCCACCCUCUCUGCCUUCAGUCUUUUGUCUCAUGGGGAAACAAGAUAUUUUCAUUUCUACAGUAGAACUCUGAGUUUGUGUUUAACGGUCCUGCUAAUUCCUUAUCCCUCUUCAUGCCCACCCCCCCACCCCCACCCCACCCCCAUUCCUCCUUCCCUGAAUCCCACACUUCCCUGGCCUUAUCCCAGCCUGCAAGGAUCCUUUCUUAGUGAAUACCUGGUGAUUUCAUUCCUUCAAGACUAACUCCCAGAUGACUUCUCUGGAACCAUCCCUGGAUCCCCUAUGCAGGCGUAAAAUAGAUAGUCCCCAUCCCCAUCUCUCCUAUGUGCCUCCAAAGUACUUCGUCUAUACCUCGAUGAAUAAUACUUAUUCGACUGUGAUUCUACUGUAGCAUUGUGAUUGUCUACCUCUCUGCACCAGACCCUGAGAGCAGAGGGACAAGCCUUAUUCACUUUUUGUGUUAAUAAAUGUUUGUUGAAUGCAAAA